CAUAAUUUGGUGAAAAAGAGCAUAUUAUGGGAGUUACCCUAUUGGCAUAUACUACUUAUUCGACAUAAUUUAGAUGUCAUGCAUAUUGUCUGGAAUGUGUUUCUCAAUAUAUUUUACACUUGUAUGGAUAUAAAAGGGAAGACUAAAGAUAAUAUGAAAGCAAGGCAAGAUUUGGAAUUAUGUUGCAAGUGUCCUAAGUUGAGGAUUCAAUUUGUUAAUGAAAAGCAAGUUAAGCCUCCAGCUUCCUAUGUGUUGUCCAAAGACCAAGCAAUGGAGGUCUGCGAGUGGGUGAAAGGCUUAAGACUCCCUGAUGGAUAUGCUUCAAACAUAUCGAAGUGUGUUAACCUGUAUGAUUAUAAGUUUUACGGGUUAAAAAGUCACGGUUGUCAUGUUUUCAUGUUAAGAUUGUUUCCAAUUGCAUUCCGUGAAGUAUUGCCAAUAGCAGUGUGGGAUGCAUUGACAGAAUUAAGCUAUUACUUUAGAGAUUUAUGCAACACAACUUUGCAUGUCCAAAAUAUGGAGGUUCUUGAGAAAAAUAUUAUGGUAACUCUCUGCAAACUUGAGAAGAUAUUUCCUCCUGCAUUUUUUGACUCAAUGGAGCACUUACCUGUUCAUCUAGCUUAUGAAGCUAAGGUCGGAGACCCUGUGCAGUACAGAUGGAUGUACCUCGUUGAAAGGCUUAUGCAUGAUCUAAAGCAUAAGGUAAAGAAUCGAGCAUCGAUUGAAGGUUCCAUUAUCGAGGCUUACAUCAUAGAAGAAAUAUCAACCUUUUGUUCGUAUUAUUUUGAGCCUUCGAUACAAACGAGGUUAAAUCAAGUUCUCCGUAAUGAUGACGAAGGGGAGUGUGAUCUCGUGGAUCGUCUACCCAUUUUUACUCAUCAAGGUCGGCCUUUUGGGAGACCUUUUGGAAGGCAUUUAACUACUCAGGAGUAUAAUGCUGCUGAAUUAUCUAAAUUGUGAGGAGGUUCAACCUUUUGGAAAGUAAGUUACACAAGUACUUAAUUAUAAUCAUGCUUGAAAAUGCAUACUAAGUAAAACAUAUAUGAUUAUAGAUUUGGAAAGACGACACGAAAUGGAGUUUCCGGCUUGGUUUAGGUCAUAUGUGAGUAUACAAUUCAUAAAUAUAAUAAUAAAUUAGACUUUCUCUUGAUUUAUUCUAC
This is a messenger RNA of Phoenix dactylifera (date palm), 1160 nucleotides long. NCBI's taxonomy places the organism in Eukaryota, Viridiplantae, Streptophyta, Magnoliopsida, Arecales, Arecaceae. The record is from RefSeq and is a predicted model, not a curated record.